Letharia columbiana is the source of this 2070-nucleotide messenger RNA. RefSeq lists its product as uncharacterized. The record is from RefSeq and is a predicted model, not a curated record. The transcript has 2 exons. The coding region runs from base 1 to 2070 and encodes 689 amino acids. Lineage: Eukaryota; Fungi; Ascomycota; Lecanoromycetes; Lecanorales; Parmeliaceae.
AUGCGACGCUCGUCUAGACUUCCUCUACGAUGUGCUCUUCAAUUCAGUCCUGUGGCUAUGUCAACCAAGUAUCAAGGAGCUAAUCCGUUUAAUCGCUCAAAAAGAGUCCAAUUUUUCAUCCUGCUCUGCCCUACUUGCCCUGCAGGCACGGUGGUCACCAGUACCCCAAGUCACUCGACGGUGCCAACAGGACGUGCUCCUCUCGUAUUUGGCCAUCAUCAGCCUGUUUACACAAACUCCACCGCAAACGGUUUCGCAGCCCCGUCCAUUUUCGCCUCUGGCUCUGCUUUCAACACUGGAGUGUUCCGCACUGGAGCGUUCCCCACUGGAGUCUUCCGCACUGGAGCGGCCGGCACUGGAGCGUUCAGCACUGGAGCGUUCAGCACUGGGAUAUUUGGCACUGGAGUGGUCAGGCAUGAAUCGCUCAGCACUGGAAUUUUCGGUACCGGAACCUCUCCAUCGGUCGUCCUCAGCACCACCAAUUCCACUGGAAAAGUCAGCGUUGAGACUCACUCUGCUGGUGAGGGUUUUGUCACCUCGAAUGCUCCCAAUGGCUCUGUAUCUAUGAAGACACAGCCUGCCGGUAAAGUGGUUGUUAGCUCGACUGCGUCCAACGGCGAGGUCACUGUCGAGACUCAGUCUGCUGGCGUUUCUCUCGUGAGCCAUACUGCCUCGAAUGGUGAGGUCCCCGUUGAGACUCAGCCUUCUGGUGUGUCCCUCGUUAGUCAUACUGCGUCCAAUGGUGAGGUCACCGUUGAGACUCAGUCUCCUGGCGUGUCCCUCGUUAGUCACACUGCGUCCAAUGGUGAGGUCACUGUCGAGACUCAGUCUGCUGGCGUUUCUCUCGUGAGCCAUACUGCCUCGAAUGGUGAGGUCCCCGUUGAGACUCAGCCUUCUGGUGUGUCCCUCGUUAGUCAUACUGCAUCCAAUGGCGAGGUCUCCGUUGAGACUCAGUCUCCUGGCGUUUCUGUCGUUAGCCACACCGCUCCCAAUGGCCAGGUCACUGUCGAGACUCAAUCCGCGUCUCCAUCCAAUGGUGAGACAACCGAAGCCUCUCCUUCUCAGGCUGGCGAGACUCAGUCUGCUGGUGUAUCAGUGGUCAGCCACAUCGCUCCCAAUGGCCAGGUCACUGUCGAGACUCAAUCCGCGUCUCCAUCCAAUGGCGAGACAACCGAAGCCUCUCCUUCUCAGGCUGGCGAGACUCAGUCUGCUGGUGUAUCAGUCGUCAGCCACAUCGCUCCCAAUGGCCAGGUCACUGUCGAGACUCAAUCCGCGUCUCCAUCCAAUGGUGAGACAACCGAGGCCUUUCCUUCUCAGGCUGGCGAGACUCAGUCUGCUGGUGUAUCAGUGGUCAGCCACACCGCUUCCAAUGGCCAGGUCACUGUCGAGACUCAAUCCGCGUCUCCAUCCAAUGGUGAGACAACCGAAGUCUCUCCUUCUCAGGCUGGCGCUCAAGUAUCUCAGGCUGGCGCCGCCCAGGAGGCUGCCACCCAAGCUGCUGCAUCUGGAAGCAGUUUCCCUGGCAGCAAUUCCCCUGGAAACAGUAGCCCCAGCAGCAGCGCCCCCGGAAGCCCCAACCAGGUCGCCGCAAACCCCGCUGCAGCAAACAGCGCUUCCGGCAGCAACGUCUCCGGAAGCAGCUCUCCUGGAAGCAACGCCCCCGGAAGCAGCUCUCCUGGAAGCAACGCCCCUGGAAGCCCCAACCAGGCCGCCGCAAAUCCCGCCGCAGCAAACAGCGCUGCCGCAAGCAACGCCCCUGCAAGCAACGCCCCUGCAAGCAACGCCCCUGCAAGCAACGCCCCGCAAGCAACGCCCCUGCAAGCAACGCCCCAGGAAGCGCAAACCAGGCUGCUGCGAAUCCCGCCGUUGCUGCCCAACAGUCCCAAGCUGCUGCCGCUGCUCAAGCUUCCGCCUCGCAAGAAGCCGCCGAAGCUGGUGAAACCUACGCUCCGAGUGCGACUAACGGCACGUCACCCUCCUCAUCUGUCAAAGCCUUCCAAGGCGCUGCCUCUUCUUUCAAGGCCUCAACUGCCAUCGUCAGCUUUGCUAUGGCUGCUGUUUCAAUUGUGA